GUUUACGCACUCUGACAACAUCAUAACCAUGUUUCUUCCAUUGUUGCUGCUGAUCUGCUCUCUCUCUGCAGCUCAGAUUCAAGCAGAGUCUGACAAUGAACUUGGAGAAAAUUUAAGACAAACUGAGUCGACAGGAGGAGAAGCAGGAAAUGUCUCUGACCAACAACACACGUGUACGCAGGAUAUCCAUGCAGUGCUGAGAGAGAUGAGCGGCGUGUUGGCUGGACUGAAGGUUGAGAUGAGAUACUUGCAGCAUGAAAACGAAGUACAAUCAGCUAAGGUUUAUCAACUGGAGUCUCAACUGGAGUCACAAAAUACGGAGCUGAACCAACAGUACCAAGAACAGGCAGCUAAACUGGCAGAACAGGCAGCUAAACUGCUCACCAUUGAAUCCAGAGCAAACACAACAGAAAACCAUGUGAACGCUCUGACAAGAGAAGGAGAAGUGAAACGAGUUGCUUUCUCAGCAUCUUUACUCGCUUCUGGCUCAGGAGAUAUCGGACCAUUUAACGCACACACCAACCUGAUCUUCAGAAACGUUGUUACAAAUGUUGGAAAUGCCUAUAACCCAAACACAGGGUUUUUCACAGCCCCGGUGAGAGGAGCCUACCACUUUGAGUACUACAUUUAUGGACAUGGACAUCGUUCACAUGGUACUUCUGCUAUGCUGGUCAAGAAUGGAGACCAUGUUUUUAUUGCUUAUGAACAUCAGCCUUCAGGGGGGGCUAAUGCUGCUAAUGGUGUCACUUUGCUAUUAGAAGUUGGAGAUGUUGUGUUUUUGCGUCAGUGGCAAAACACAAGGAUUUUUGACAAUGAGCAUCACCCCACAACCUUCAGUGGUAAUCUACUUUUCAUCAUGUGAACAGUGAUAGUUUCUCAUUUUCCUUCAGCUCUCUUAAUGUCAUGUAGUUCUGUCCCAGAAUUCAUUAUAGUCACUAAAUAUUUGACCAAGAUACACAAUCUUAUUUUCAGAAAAAGUGUUAUUUUUACUUUCAUCAAUUUCUGCAUUUGCAUAACUGUACACUAUAACAUACACAGUGAUGAAAUGUUCUAACAAGAUGUUUCUAUGAUAUUGAUUUAGAGAAGUGGAUACAUUUAUAGGAACAUGUUAGAAGUUACCAAGGCGUGUUGAUUGUUCUAUCUCACAAUGUUAGAUACCCUUCCUGUAUCCAGAUCAGCUUUAGAACCCACUAACAUGCUCCUUGGACCACAGUGUCCACUUACCUGUACCUGGUGUACCUAAUAAAAUCAUGUGGCCUGUGAGCUGUUACAUACAUGUGCUUGAUGUACAUCAAGAUGUGGUUUAGAUAUAGACUUUAAAAUUUUGUUUAGGGGAAAUUAAAGAGGGAAACUGACCACCUACGAUCAAUGAGGUUAUUUUUGAUCGACUGAUUUAAUAUGUUCAAAUGUCAACAUUAUUGUUUCAAAUUAAAGCUUUAAGUGUAUUUACCCUUCAAUUAAAUCUGGAUUGUUUUAUUUCUAUUUCAUUGUUGUCCCUAAAG
Messenger RNA from Cololabis saira (Pacific saury), 1502 nucleotides. RefSeq names its product complement C1q-like protein 2. The coding region runs from base 29 to 862 and encodes 277 amino acids. The record is from RefSeq and is a predicted model, not a curated record. Lineage: Eukaryota; Metazoa; Chordata; Actinopteri; Beloniformes; Belonidae. The transcript has 5 exons. Gene Ontology annotation, molecular function: protein binding.